AUGGCGAAUCUUGAGAUUCAUAGGUUCUCUCCCGCUCGAAUUCUUAUUCUUGAUGCGCAGGAGCGACUACUCGCUAAGGAUUCGCGGCGUUUUGUUCUCUUUCCCAUUCGGUACAUUAAGAUUUGGAAAGCAUACUUGCAUGCUGUGACGACGUUAUGGGAAGCACGUUGUGCUGGUUUAUCACGUGACUCUAAGGAUUGGACUGAGUGUCUGUCAUUCCAACAACGAUGCGGUGGCAUCUUCUUUUUCAAACUUUCUAUUGCUUCUCAUGGGAUACAUAAGCGACUAUUGGAUAUAAUCUCCAAAGAAAUUACAGUCCCAGAAGCACAUUGCUAUUUCAGUUUCCAGUCGGUCAAUGAAAACGUCCACCAGGAGGCGAUGGCCAAGAUUACGCACGGUCUCACAGGAAUUCGAAUGGACGAUUGCGUCGAUGAAUGGGAACUCUUGCGUCCAAAGGAAAAAUUUAUGAAUAUUUGGACGAGAUCUUCCGUGUAUCCUUUCUCUGAGAGGUUGCUCGUUUUUAUAUUCAUUCAAGGAAUAUUUGGUAUUUCUCUGUCCCGGCUUCUACAAUGGUUUUCUGGCAAAGAUUACCUCCCAACUAUGGUAUCUACUUACACCCGGAUCUUCAAUGACAGGGAAUGUCAUGUAGACUUUGUCUCGCUGCUUUUUUAUCAUUUGAAAAGGCGUCCGUUAACCAGUUUUGUCAACGAAUUCGUCGGGACCAUUGUUAAAAUCGAAAAAAAAUUCGGCAGUGAUUUGCUGGACCUUUCCGAGAUAGACAUUCCAUUAGACGACCUGAAUCGGUACGUGGAAUGCAAAGCAGACGCCCUUCUGGUGUCUCUUGGGUACAAGCAAUUGUACGGUACAUGUAACAAAGGGAUCGAUGAUCUUAUCCCUAUCGUCCCUGGGGAACUGAAAGCUGGUUUUUUUCUCGAGGAGAUGGCGCUGGCGUAUAUCCCCCCAACUAUGGAAGACGCUAUUUUAGACGGACAGUUCGGUAAUCAUCUCCUUGACCUUUCUUGA
Molecule: messenger RNA, 1023 nt
Organism: Psilocybe cubensis
Lineage: Eukaryota; Fungi; Basidiomycota; Agaricomycetes; Agaricales; Agrocybaceae
Exons: 6
Coding region: 1-1023 (340 amino acids)
Biological process (GO): deoxyribonucleotide biosynthetic process
Molecular function (GO): oxidoreductase activity
Source: RefSeq, a predicted model, not a curated record